UUGUUCCCUUUUUACCCUACUUUUAGAGAGACGCGUAAGCAACAGACUUGCCUAAAUAGUUCCAGCAAUUCUGAGACCUCUCAGAGUCCUUCAUGUCAAGAAGCCAAAUUAGAAAUCCUUCGAUUGCGCGCCCUCGACUCCCUCUUGGUUUGUCUCAUUGACUCUCUGCCCAGAUUAGCCAGUCUUGCGUCUUCCAAAGUAGUCGCGCCAGUCGUAGUCACUAAUGGAGACCCGAUCAGCUGUAGCCCUUCUUCCAUGCUAUCUCAGACUCAAUUGGCUUCACCGUCUAGUAAAUCUGAUCGGGGUCGUCGCUUCUUACGCCGAAGCCAACGCCAAAAUCAGCGUCGUCUUUCGAAUGACCCUGAAUUAAGGCAGUUAGCGCCAUCGAUCACUGGUACAAACUGUCCAUCGGAGGAUUCACCUUUGCAUGAUUUGACCACCCCACUUGUCAGCCACCUGAUUGCGUAA
This is a messenger RNA of Protopolystoma xenopodis, 468 nucleotides long. The record is from the annotation of a GenBank genome assembly. NCBI's taxonomy places the organism in Eukaryota, Metazoa, Platyhelminthes, Monogenea, Polystomatidea, Polystomatidae.